Oncorhynchus keta (chum salmon) is the source of this 7269-nucleotide messenger RNA. RefSeq names its product synaptotagmin-like protein 5. Bases 3117 to 5405 code for a protein of 762 amino acids. Gene Ontology annotation, molecular function: small GTPase binding; neurexin family protein binding; phospholipid binding. The record is from RefSeq and is a predicted model, not a curated record. Gene Ontology annotation, cellular component: plasma membrane; exocytic vesicle. The transcript is spliced from 17 exons. Gene Ontology annotation, biological process: exocytosis; intracellular protein transport. Lineage: Eukaryota; Metazoa; Chordata; Actinopteri; Salmoniformes; Salmonidae.
GUUAGGAGAUAAAGCAGAUCACGGUCUUUAUUUCACCAUCUCAUUAUUUCACAUUAUGAAGCUUAUGUAGUUACCCAGAACAGUUAAGCCAGUCCCGUGUUUGUUUGUAAACAGCACAACAGGAGAAAGCGGGAGCAGGUGAGUCCAGCUGUGUAUUGAAAGGGUUUGCAUUUGGGUUUUACUUAAUUGAAUCUUACAUUUUACCAGAGAAAAAUAGGCUGGCUACACCUGAGAAAAGUACCGGAGAAAAGUAGCUAGACAAAAAAAAGCCAUGGUGGCAAAGUAAAUACAAUAUAGCAAGUAAAACACUGGAAUGGUAGAUUUGUAGUGGAAGAAUGUGCAAAGUAGAAAUACAAUGGGGUGCAAAGGAGCAAAAUAAAUAAAUAAAUACAGUAGGGAAAGAGGUAGUUGUUUGGGCUAAAUUAUAGAUGGGCUAUGUACAGGUGCAGUAAUCUGUGAGCUGCUCUGACAGCUGGUGCUUAAAGCUAGUGAGGGAGAUAAGUGUUUCCAGUUUCAGAGAUUUUUGUAGUUCGUUCCAGUCAUUGGCAGCAGAGAACUGGAAGGAGAGGCGGCCAAAGAAAGAAUUGGUUUUGGGGGUGACCAGAGAGAUAUACCUGCUGGAGAAUGCCAGAAUGCCUGUUCGUGAAUUGUCAAUCCGGGUUUAGAAGUGCAAAUGAAGCACAACAUUUGUCUGAUGCCAAGCAGAAAUUACAAUAAGAAGCAUAUUAGAUCUGCGCUUACAAAACGCUGCAAGCUAUUUCUGCAUUUAAUAUUUAUUUUGCCAGAAAGACGCAGAAUUCUAAGUUUAACUUGCUAUCUAAGUGGCUGAAUUAAUAAGGUGAUGGGGCAUCAUAUUGUGUUAGCUUUUUGCUGUGUUUGAGAAGGAAAACCCUUUGGAUUAGUUAUUUGUACAGCUGCCACUGCUAUCUUGAUUUCCUUGUGUUUUUUCUCCUCUCCAUUCUCAGCCCAUCUGCUCCCCCCCUUGUUCCCCCGGGCAGAGCAUGCAGGUCCGCAAAACACCCGGAGGUCAUUGUCCGCACCCCCGCAUAAUUCUAAUUACCAUAUUGAAACAUUUCCCAUAAAAAUCAGUCAGUUAGUAAGAUAGAGAUAUGAAUGGAAGCAAGUCCCCAGCAAUGUUCCAACAUCUAGUGGAAAGCCUUCCCAGAGGAGUGGAUGUAGAUAUAGCAGCAAAGGGGGAACAUACUCCAUAUUUAAUGCCCAUGAGUUUCGACGAGCAAUGUGUCCACAUACUUUUGGCAAUAUAGUGUACAUACACACACAAUUUGAUUUGAUCUUUUUAAUGCAACUGUGAGUGAGAGUGCCAUUCCAGUUUAUCUAAUGUGUUGUGUUAUAUUAUGUCAUGUAAUAUAUGACUAUGGCCAGUGACAGUGUCUUGUGAAAGACUUUGUGUUAAUUGAGAAUGGUUGACUAAAUCACUCAGUGGUUUGCAAUACUCUUCUUGGGAACCCCCAGCUGUUCCAGAGGUAGCUCACUUGAUUAAACGUUUCAAUUAAUGCAAUAGCAAUACCUAUAGAAUUUUGACAAUAUAAUACGGCUGACCAGAAUAAAAAAAACUCAAUGGUUCUUUAAAAGGAUCUACAAAAGAACAUUUCAUAUUAAGAAAUGUUCUUUAUUGCAGGGGUUACUAAACCUUUUCCCUCAGAUGCCCUUUCCAGCAUUGGUGAACAUCCUGCGCAUGUGCCACGUCUAUUUCUAUGGGCACAAGAACUGUUCAUGACGCAAAUUGUUUACACCCCUCUAGUUGGCAGUGACAGAAGACAUUCUACGUUUUGCAACUUCUCUCUCUCUUGUUUGUUGUCUUCCAUUCUCUCACUCUGUCCUUGGUUUCUCUUUUUUUAUCUCUCCUCCAUCUUUCCCCUCUCCCACCCUCCUUUCAGUCUGUCUGCCCCCUGAUUAAUUCCUUUUUAUUCCCCAUGUUAUCUCUCCUCCAUCUUUCCCCUCUCUCGCCCUCCUUUUAUUCUGUCUGCCCCCUGAUUAAUUCCUUUUUAUUCCCCAUGUUAUCUCUCCUCCAUCUUUCCCCUCUCCCGCCCUCCUUUCAUUCUGUCUGCCCCCUGAUUAAUUCCUUUUUCAUUCCCCAUGUUAUCUCUCCUCCAUCUUUCCCCUCUCACAACCUCCUUUCAGUUGGUCUGCCCCCUGAUUAAUUCCUCCACUUCUAUCUACAUCAAUUUCACCGUCUUUUUCACCCUCAGUCCUUCCUCCUCUUCUCUGACCUGUCUGUCCUGUAUUAUUUUAUUCCUCCAUCACCUUCUCCAUCUCUCUCUGUCAGCUACUUAAAAACAGAACAUCUGCCCUUGAAAAGCUGAAUCAUUAGAGGAUAAACCUAUGACACUUCAGUCACAAUUAUUCUCCGUUGUAAUUCAGAGAACGAUCAAAACCUAACAUUUGAAACAAAAUCAUUAUACCGUAUUCCUUUCCGUAUCUAUCUCCCCCCAGCAGGAUAGAGGGUGCAUAUAGAUUAGACAACAAACGUAUGAUGAAUGUUGCUGAAACGAAUUGGGAAAGGCAAUCAGUUUCUUCUCAACUACAGACUCAACACAGAUAGCACAGCUGCUGUAUAGACAAAAACAUUGGAAUACUUUUGCUUUUAGAACCAAUCAAAGAAGACCAUCCUCUGUGUGUGUGUGUGUGUGUAUGUGUGUGUGUCUUUGAAAUAACAGCAGGACUCAGUGUUGACAGUGGCAUGCAGUAAUGAGCCAGUUAGCAUUCCCAUGGUGCACUGCAACAGGGGGAUGGGCUGACAUUUGCACCGUCGCUGAACGCCAAGUACCCAGUGGACUUAUUAUCAGCGGAGAGGACAGGAUCAGAAUGGCUGUGGACAAGUCUCUGGGGAUAGAGUAACUGCUGUGUGAUUCAAGGUUUGUAUUAGACGCGAGAGAGAAACAAGAUAAGGAGAAGAACACAGAGAAACCUUGGGGAACGUGGAGAACGUCUUGCUUCACACAUAGAAACCAUGAUAAUACUAACAAAACGUUAACAGAAUCUUAACGGAACACUCAGCGAGGUCAUGUAGCUGCACUCGGAACGCCCUGCAUGUGACCACUCUUCCUGCAUCGCCUCGGCUUCUCUGAUUGGCUGGUUUCGAGAGUGACGGACCAAUGGAGAAGAGUGCUGAGGAGCUGAACCUCUCGUUCCUGCUGGAGCAUGAGAGAGAGAUGAUCCUCAGUGUCCUGCAGAAGGACGAGAAACUGAGGAAGAGAGAGGAAAAGAGGAUACGGAAGCUGAAGAAUGAGCUGGUGGAGAUCGGGCGUAAGGGUUCAUGCUGCCCCCAGGAGAUUGGGGAGCGUCAAUGUGCCCGCUGCCUGAAGGGCCUGGGCCUGAUCUUCGACCGUGGGGAGCUCUGUGAGGAGUGCCUACAGCGUGUCUGCAGCGACUGCCGCGUAAUGCCCCCUAAAGGAAAGCAGUGGAAGUGCUCCAUCUGCUCCAAAGUCUCAGAGCUGAAGGUAGUGACCGGGGAGUGGUUCCUGGAGGAGCGGUCCAAGCGGUUUGACCAGAGUACGGUGCUCAGCAGUGACGUUGUCAAACAGUCUAUCAUGAGCAGCCCUGCUGGAAGCCCCCACAGGAAGUCUCCUGCGCCAGGCGACACAAUCCACACACCUGAGAGGCCUGACACGUCCAAAUCAGGAAGAGGCGCCGUAAGGAACCUGGUGGAUGGUGCCAAGAGGAAAGGGAAUGGGAUGCGGAUGGAAAAGAGGGGCAGCCGUCCCAGCCUGAAGCCAGAAAACGAGGCGGACGGUGGUAGUGUGUCCCCUCCGGUUCCCGACACAGACCCAUGCAGUGUACGCAGCGCCCGGUCUGCACCACGCUCCACGCCUCACUCACACAGGGGCAGUGCUGUGGCUCUGGAGACCUUAGGGUUCCCUACUGUACCCAACAACCUGCGCUCCCAAACCCUGGAGAGGGACAGGUCCCCUACACCCAGCAGCAAGACCAGGAGGCCGGACGGAGCAGAGAGCGUGGCUAGUUUCCACUCCAGCGACAGCGUGUUUGACAAGAUGGCCGAAACCGUCACCAGGCAUGGCAGGAUGGAGCCUGGCACCGCCACCCCCACCAUCGCUGUCUCCAGGGCCUCCGUGUCUUCAGAUCGUAGUCGUUCUGAGGUGGACCUGUCUGUUCCUGGUUCUGCCAGUGAUGAGGCCCUCAGUCUAAGGAGCCACUCUGUCCCUGGGCUCAAUGAACCGGAGUUUAAUAAUGCUGAGAAAGACGAGGACAUCGAUGCUCUGAUGUCGGCACACAGCAAGGCCACCAGCCGACGCGUGAGCAACACUAUGUCCACGUCUUCUACUCCUGGCUCAGAGAGGAAAUGGGGCUACCUCAGUCUCCCUGGCGACUCGGACGCAGAGACUAGCAGUCUGAACAGUAUGAUGAGUAUGUACAGUGAGACCGGUGACUAUGGCAACGCCAAUGUGAGUGGGGAGCUGCUGUUGAACAUCAGCUACAGCUAUAAGACAGGCGCUCUCAAUGUCCUGGUGAAGGAGUGUCGCAACCUGGCCACUGGGAAUGAGAGGAAGCAACGCACAGACGCCUAUGUGAAGGCUUACCUUCUCCCAGACAAGUCUCGCCAGAGCAAGAGGAAGACCAGCAUCAAGACCAACACAAUCAACCCUGUGUUCAAUGAGAACCUUAGGUAUGUGAUCAGCCACUCCCAGUUGGAGACACGGACAUUGCAGCUGUCUGUGUGGCACCACGACCGUUUCGGUCACAACAGCUUCCUUGGGGAGGUGGAGCUGACCUUUGACUCCUGGGAGUUUGACACGAACAUGGAGGAGUGGUACUCUCUGCAACCCAAGCUGGACAGUAGAAUGGACUCCACGCUCCAGUAUAAAGGGGAGCUAACCGUCGUUCUUAAGUACAUCCCUGCAGAGAGGAACCUCAUGCUACCCCUGGACCAGGUCCAAGUGAAGAAAGGCUUUCUGAAAGGAAAGAAGACCAGCAUCAAGCUGCCCAAAGGAGGAAUGGUGGAGCUGCUGGUCAAGGAGGCCAAGAACCUGACCGCUGUCAAGUCUGGAGGCACCUCGGACCCCUUUGUGAAAGGGUAUCUGCUCCCUGACAACAGUAAGUCCACCAAGCACAAGACGGCGGUGUUGCGUCGCACGGUCAACCCCCAGUGGAACCACACCUUUACCUACUGUGGCCUGCAGGCCGGAGACCUGAACAACGUGUGUCUGGAGCUCACCGUCUGGGACAAGGAGGCUCUGGCCAGCAACGUCUUCCUGGGGGGAGUCCGACUCAACGGAGGGACAGACCAGAGCUAUGGGAACCAGGUGGACUGGAUGGACUCAUACGGAGAGGAACAGCGGCUAUGGCAACGCAUGAUUGACAACCCAGAGGUCCCCCAGGAGUGUACACUGAUGCUGAGGUCCAGCAUGUGCAAGCACAACACAUGACAUGGCGGGGGGGAGAAAAAGGAGAGAGGCAGUUGGAAAGACAGAGGGGAAACAGAGAAAGGUAUCAGAGAGGGGAGAAAAAGUGGAAGUUAAGAAAGAGGGAAAUAAAAUGAACAAAAGAAAGAGAGGGACAGUGGUUGAGAGUGCUCCAUGGCCUUGCUCUAUCCCCGCAAUAAAGAGCUGAUGACAUCACCCCACUUCCUGAACUUUGAACCCUAACCACUGAGCCACCCUGAUCCUGCACUGGGGUUCGUGGCCCUCUACCUGGUUAAGUGGACAACCAGUCAUGCCUUACACACACACACCCUGCCCUCCAAAGCAUCCAGCCAAGACCAAGCACUGCUACAACAACAACUACUAAUACCGCUGUACAUUAUGACAUAUAUGUAACAUAAUGAACAAGCAUGUGCCAUUGUAUGAUCUGAUCUGACUCCCGGGUUCCACUAUGCACAUACAUUAUGGGUGUGUGGGGGAACCUGUCCUUGUCUCUGUAGUUUAUUUACAACACUCUCCUCUCCCUGUGAUGAGACCACGAGUUAGAAGUUGUCCUUAUUCCCAGAUCUAGGAUCAGAUUGUCUUGACCUGCUCCUAACUAUAACCACUAGUGGGAAGUUAACAUAUCUGACCCUGUAUCAGUGGUUCAGGAUAGCCUCUACCUACUCUCAUAAGGUAACUACUCCAAAGGCACUUUGGGUUUGUUGCAUUGCUGAGGAGAUUUAAACAUUCCAAUAGAAUACUGUACAAUGACAAUUAGGGUAUGUUCAAGACUGCGAUGUUUCAUGCAAUAAUUGUAUUAUGCAACAUUCUGAACUGAUAAUCACCUGUUUCAAAUUGUUGCACAAUUGCAUUGUAACUGAUCCUGAACACACCAAUAGUUUUACUGUCUUGAUAAAGCACAUUUUAAGAGUAGAACAGCACAAACAAUACUCACUUCAUCAACAGACGUUUUUGGACCUAACUUUGUGUGGAAACAGAUUAAGGUGGAAAUCUAACCAGAGAUCUAUCAGCACCAAAUUGCUGAUCAAAAUGUAUUGUGUCAAACGUGGAAUAGAGUCAGGGCAGUUCUAUCUGCAACACUGGAAACGUUUUGCCCCAGGAGCCUUGAGGAGAUGAGUCAGUGUCCAGUCCACCCUCUGUCUGUGACUCAUUGAAUAAAGCACAUCCGUCAGAGUGUCUGUCCCUGUAACUCAGGUAUCUGUGACCCCUCGGUCCUUGUAACCUCUCUGGAUGAGUAAUAACACUUCUAGUAUCCCCCCGUAAAGGGUUCCGUUGUCUUGGCAUGCGUCCCAAAUGGUAACCUUUUCCCUUUAAAGUGCACUUGUAGAGCACUAUAAAGGGAAUGGGCCAGUAAUCAAAGGUCGCUGGUUCGAAUUGCUGAGGUGAAAAAUCUGUCCAUGUGCCCUUGAGCAAGGCACUUAACCCUAAUUGCUCCUGUAAGUCACUCUGGAUAAGAGCGUCUGCUAAAUGGAAAUAAAUGGAAAUGGAAUAGGGUACCAUUUGACCGCAGACUAUGUCUCUGUAUACAGUCAUAUCCUACUGUGGUGCCAUUCUUUCUGUGGAAUGACAAGUCUGCACAUUCGCCAUUGUCUAAGUUUCUGUUAUGCUCAACAACCAUUGAAAAGUGCAUAAUAAUAAUAAUGAUACUAUUAAAAUGGCAUUUACUGUAUAGAUGAGUUGUGCGCAAUACCCUGCUGCUACUGAAGAAACACUAGACGUGUCUAACAGCAUGUUACGGUCUCUGUUUUAAUGUCCUCUCAUUUCAAAACUAGAUUGAUUUGACUUUGGAAUGUGACUGAAUCCAUCUCUUCUUUUGAUUGCAAUGUGUUAUCAGAAUAUUUUGAAGUAAUAAACCACACAUAUCAGA